Messenger RNA from Paramecium pentaurelia, 2044 nucleotides. Lineage: Eukaryota; Ciliophora; Oligohymenophorea; Peniculida; Parameciidae. The record is from the annotation of a GenBank genome assembly.
AUGAGUUAUUCGAAUAAAGAGAAUAUAGAUGAUACUUAGAUAUUAGUAGAUCAAGAAGAAGUGCUUGAAUUCGUAAAGUAAAUGAAAAUGAUGAACAAAUAAUUUAUUUUGUAAAUCAAACAACUGAUUCGAGAGAAAGAAGAAUAUAAAUUUUUGAUUUAGGAACUGCAUUGUUAAUUAUAAAGAAAGAGUGAAUAGUUAUAACAAUAGGAGUUGAUAAUUUAAGAGUGUGAACUAUAGGUAGCAUUUGUAUAGGUUAUUGUAGUUAGAGUCAUGCAGGUCGAAUUAUGAAGAACAAGUUAAUCGGUUAGAAAUAGAGUUGAAAUUAAAUUAAAUGGUUUUUUAGAUUGAAUUGAGUUAGCAAAAAUAAGAGAUAGUUGAUUUGAGUGAUAAAUUGAAAAGCACUUAAUAAGGUUACUCAACUACUGUGGCUACUUCAUUUUUAUAAACAUCUUUUAAUUAGAAAUAAGAUAGUUUAUUCAAAGUAUGAUUAGUUAAAUAAAAUUAGGAUAGUCAUACAUUAGAGAGUGUAGGAUAGACAGAAGGAGAUUAAAGCAUAAUGUCUCAUAAAAAUAAAGGGUAAAGAAUGAUGUUGAAGAUAAUGUAAGAUCCAAUAAGCAAUUUAAAGAAAUAGAAAGAAUUAAUUAAGCGGGAAAUUACUUAAUGGUAAGAUGAAUUUCUAAAGAAAGAAGGUAGACCACCUUCCUUUAAUGAUAAAUAAUCAAUUAGUACUAAGUUUUAUUAGUAUACUAUAUUGAAAAAACAAUUAAAUGAUCGUAGCACUUUCAUAUAGGAUAGUACAGAUUCCAAGAAUGUUGGAGUUCAAUGCAAUUUGAUGGAUCCAUAAUAAACACUUUAAAUGCAAGAACUAUUGAAAUAGAAAACUAAUGAAAUUAAGAGAUUGAGUUUUUAAUUAGAAGAUUUAAAAGGGAAAGUGAAGGUUUAUUGUAGAGUAAGACCCUCAAAUAGUUUAGAUAAAUUAAAAGGUAUUAUUUUAAUAUAUAAAUUAGAUUGUGAAGUUUAAUUCAUAGAUGAAUAACAUAUUUUAUUAAAAUAAAAAAUGUUUAAUUUUGAUAUUUGCUUUAAUUAAUAAUCUACAUAGAAAGAUAUGUAUGAAGAAAUAUAAUAAUCUCUUCAAGCAAUAUUUCAUGGUUAUAAUUUGUGUAUUUUUGCUUAUGGUUAAACUGGAAGUGGUAAGACAUACACUAUGUUUGGUACAAAAUAAUAACCUGGAGUUAUUCCAAAUUUAAUAGAUGAAAUCUAUUAAUACAUAAAAAGAAGCAAUCUAGAUUGUUCAAUAAUAGUUAGUUCUCUUGAAAUUUAUAAGGAAAAUAUCAUUGAUUUAUUAAAUGAUUAAUAGAGUUCUCAAAGUUUGGAACUUAAGGAAAAUGCAAAUGGAUAGGUUUUUGUUUAAAAUCUUACUAACAUUAAAGUAUAAAAUAUGCAUGAACUAAUGAAUUUGAUUGAAUUUGCAUCCUCCAGAAGAAAAUAAGGUUUAACUGAAAUGAAUGAUUCUAGUUCAAGAUCUCAUAUGUGCACUUAACUUAUAGUUGAAACUUUUAAUAAAAUUACAUAAUAAGUAUGUAAAUUAAAUAAAUUUAUAGAAAUUCAUUAGUAGAGUAAAUUUAAUUGAUUUGGCUGGUUCAGAAAGAUGUAAUAAAUCAAGACUUAAACCAAAUUAAUUAGAAGAAGCUAAAUUCAUAAAUAAAAGUCUUUCUGCUCUUAAUGAUGUGAUGAUUGCUUUAUCAACAAAGAGUAGUUUUAUUCCCUAUAGAAAUAGCAAACUCACAUAUUUAAUGAGAGAUUCCUUAGGAGGAAAUGUAUUUUCAAUUUAUUAUUAUAGUCUAAAACAAUUAUGAUUAUAAAUAUUUCGCCAUCCUUUAUUAACUUAGAUGAAUCAUUAAGUUCAUUGUAAUAUGGAUAGAAAGUUAAAUAAAUUACUAAUUAACCAAUUAAGAAUGUUGAACCAGUGGAUCAAUUAAAAAAAUUAUAAAAAGUAUGUAGUUAGCAUGAUGAAAGUGCGUAAUUAAGAUAAUAAAAGUGA